AUGCGCGGGAAUUACCUUUUGAGACAGUUACACAGUAGCUGCUCCAUUCCCAGCUACAAUUUCCAAUCAGCAAAACCCAAAAACUCAUACCCUUCAAAGAAAAAAUUAACGUCCCAAAACAACAAACUGCAAAACUCCAGCACCACAGACUCUGACAUUGUAAAAUGGAACAUUGCCAUAACCACCCACAUGCGACAUGGCCAAUGCGAAUGCGCUCUUCGAGUUUUUAACUCCAUGCCUCGAAGAAGCUCGGUCUCGUACAAUGCAAUGAUAUCUGGGUACCUACAGAAUCACAAGUUUGAUCUUGCAAGAGACUUGUUUGAUAAAAUGCCUGACAGAGAUUUGUUUUCUUGGAAUGUGAUGUUAACUGGGCAUGUCAGGAAUAGGGAUCUUAAUACUGCGCGUGCUUUGUUUGAGAGGAUGCCAGAAAGGGAUAUUGUUUCUUGGAAUGCUAUGUUAUCUGGUUAUGCGCAGAAUGGGUUUGUUGACGAGGCAAGAGAGAUUUUUGAUAAGAUGCCUCAUAAGAAUGAGAUUUCGUGGAAUGGGUUGCUUGCGGCGUAUGUGCAGAAUGGGAGGAUAGAGGAUGCGAAGAGGUUGUUUGAGUCGAAGAUGGAUUGGACGAUUGUUUCUUGGAAUUGUAUGAUGGGUGGGUUUGUGAGGAAGAGGAGGUUAGUGGAUGCUAGGAGGGUUUUUAAUAGGAUGGCUGUGAGAGAUGAGGUUUCAUGGAAUACUAUUAUUACUGGUUAUGCACAGAAUGGAGAGAUGGAAGAGGCGCGGAGAUUGUUUGAGGAGUCUCCAAUUCGGGACGUGUUUACAUGGACGGCGAUGAUUUCUGGAUAUGUGCAAAAUGGGAAGUUGGAUGAAGCAAGAAGUAUUUUUGAUAGGAUGCCUGCGAAGAACUCAGUUUCGUGGAAUGCAAUGAUUGCAGGGUAUGUGCAACGUAAAAGAAUGGACAUGGCUAGAGAAUUGUUUGAGGCGAUGCCUUCCAGGAAUGUUAGUUCUUGGAAUACAAUGAUCACUGGAUAUGCUCGGAGUGGAGAUAUUGCCCAUGCAAGGAACUUGUUCGAUAGCAUGCCUCAGCGUGAUUCUAUCUCUUGGUCAGCUAUGAUUGCUGGUUACUCUCAAAACGGUUGCAGUGAAGAGGCUUUACAUUUGUUUGUAGAAAUGCAAAGAGAUGGCGAAAGGUUGAAUAGAUCCUCAUUUACCUGUGCUUUGAGCACAUGUUCCAGCAUAGCUGCUUUGGAAUUGGGGAAGCAGUUGCAUGGUCGGCUGGUUAAGGCUGGGUACCAUACUGGGUGGUAUGUGGGGAAUGCUCUUCUUGCGAUGUAUUGUAAGUGUGGAAGUAUAGAUAACGCGCAUGAUGCAUUCCAAGAAAUACUAGAAAAGGAUGUGGUGUCUUGGAACACAAUGAUUCAUGGUUAUGCGAGGCAUGGCUUUGGGGAAGAGGCUCUGACAGUUUUUGAAUUAAUGAAGACUGCAGGAAUCAGGCCAGAUGAUGCCACCAUGGUUGCUGUAUUGUCUGCCUGUAGUCAUGCUGGCUUGGUAGACAAGGGCAGUGAAUAUUUCUAUUCGAUGAAUCGUGAUUAUGGUAUAACUGCAAAUUCAGUACACUAUACCUGUAUGGUUGAUCUUCUAGGUCGAGCAGGGAACCUAGAAGAGGCCCAGAAUUUGAUGAAAAACAUGCCUGUUAAACCAGAUGCUGCAACCUGGGGUGCUUUGCUUGGUGCAAGCAGAAUACAUGGCAAUACAGAAUUGGGUGAAAAGGCUGCUCGGAUCAUCUUUGAAAUGGAGCCUCAUAAUUCAGGAAUGUAUAUUCUUCUCUCAAAAUUAUAUGCAGCUUCAGGAAGAUGGUCUGAUGCUGGUAAGAUGAGAUUGGAAAUGAAGAAUAAAGGUGUGAAGAAGGUACCUGGGUACAGCUGGCUUGAAGUUCAAAAUAAAAUUCACACAUUUAAAGUUGGGGACACUUCCCACCCACAUACGGAUAAAAUUUAUAACUUUUUAGAAGAGUUGGAUUUGAAAUUGAAGGAGGAGGGAUAUGUGUCCUCUACAAAGUUGGUCAUGCAUGAUGUGGAAGAGGAGGAGAAGGUGCAUAUGCUGAAGUAUCACAGUGAAAAAUUAGCCGUGGCUUAUGGGAUUCUGUUCGUACCUCCUGGGAGACCAAUCCGUGUGAUAAAAAACCUGCGGGUGUGUGAAGAUUGUCAUAAUGCAAUCAAAUUCAUAUCAAGGAUUGUGGGAAGGUUGAUCAUCCUCAGGGAUAACCACCGGUUUCAUCACUUCGAGGGAGGAUCAUGCUCCUGUAGAGAUUACUGGAUGAGUGGUGGAAACUUGGUUGCAUUGAGUAACCCCCUUAUCAGGGCAGGCAUUUCUAAAACCACUCCUACUUUUGCAAAAUAUUAUAAACUUUUGUUUCUUUAUUUGGAAUAUGCGAAUAUGCGAAUAUGCUCUGACACACUUCUUGACCGAGUUCAAGACAGGAAAGAAGUCCAAGGAAAGGUUCUGUGUUGCUCGAAGCAUGAAGUAGUAGGGGAGUUAUCUUUGACGCAAACUGACGAUGAAGAUGGAAUGUAUGCAAAUGUUCGUCCUUAUUCUUUAUAA
This is a messenger RNA of Dovyalis caffra, 2595 nucleotides long. The record is from the annotation of a GenBank genome assembly. Lineage: Eukaryota; Viridiplantae; Streptophyta; Magnoliopsida; Malpighiales; Salicaceae.